CUAAUUGGAAAAUUUUGUGAGGAAAUCCUUUGGCGAAAAUCGUAUGCAUUAAAAUGUUUCAAAAUAUAGAUAGUUCAUGGGGCCCGUAGAAUGUAUAUGACUUUAAAAGAAAAUCCAAUUAUCAAAAAUAAAAUUAAAAUGAUGAUUAGAAACCUUUUUGAAAUCUCGUCUAAAGUAAAAUUUUUCACCUAAAAAAGUUUACAUUAACUUUCUGCUAAAUAUUUGUUAGCGUUGCGCAUGCAUUGCACUGUGUUAUUAUUGUUAAUGUAAAUUUCUAUGAUUAGGAAUUUGUAAAUUGGAUUGGAAUUGAUAAAAGAAUUUGUAAAUUCCUAUUCGGAGAAGAUUUUCUUGCGAUUUUGGUGUAAAAUUAUAUUUUUGUUUUAAGCACGAAUUUUCUUAACAAUGUCAGAUUGGGAGACAGUGACAAUUUUAAGAAAAAAACCGCCGAAAGCAUCUGCCAUGAAAUCAGAGCAAGCCGUCAAUGCUGCUCGUAGACAAGGCGUCGCUGUCGAAACUCAAUCGAAGUGGGGAGCGGCCACCAACAAGCAGCACCUCACGACCAAGAACACGGCCAAGCUGGACCGCGAGACGGAGGAGCUGAAGCACGACAAGAUCCCGCUCGACCUGGGCAAGCUGAUCCAGCAGGGCCGCCAGUCCAAGGGCUGGAGCCAGAAGGACCUGGCCACGAGGGUGAACGAGAAACCACAGGUGAUAAACGACUAUGAGGCUGGCCGUGGCAUCCCUAACCAGGUCGUCAUCAGCAAGAUAGAGAAGUCACUAGGCAUGAAGCUACGCGGAAAGGACCGCGGCCAACAGCUGCAGCCCCCUGGGACGAAGAAGUAAUUUGGUCCUUGGGGGCAGAAAUCAUUUCAUUACUUUUUUUAACAAGAAGAAAAGUAGUUCACUGUGUUUUAUGGAAAUCACAUUAAAUUCUGAAUGAAACUACCACUGAUUAAAAACAACUGUAGUUUCUUCUUACAAAAUCAAAGAUCUGCAUUGCUUCGAUGAAACUAGUAACAGUAACAGUAAGUUGAGAACAUUCUAACAUCUCUUCUUUUACAGUGAAAUUUUUUAAGUUUUCCAACUGGUGAACGCUGGUGAGGGAUCAACUUUGUUAACAGUGGAACAGCAGCUUACGAAUGAGGUGACAUGGUGUGUCUUUAUUAUUUGAAUUGUUUGACUGUUGGUUACUGAAGCUUAUAUUUGAAUUUAUUUUGUGUUAAGAAUUUAUUUGUGAGGGUUAAUUUAUUAACAGGUGAGCAUUUUGGCUUUCACUGUGGUGAGUUGGUAACAAUCGGAAAUAAAACGAAAGCUAAGCUA
Bacillus rossius redtenbacheri is the source of this 1320-nucleotide messenger RNA. RefSeq names its product endothelial differentiation-related factor 1 homolog (gene mbf1). The record is from RefSeq and is a predicted model, not a curated record. The transcript is spliced from 5 exons. Lineage: Eukaryota; Metazoa; Arthropoda; Insecta; Phasmatodea; Bacillidae. Gene Ontology annotation, cellular component: nucleus. Gene Ontology annotation, molecular function: DNA binding. The coding region runs from base 403 to 843 and encodes 146 amino acids.